Molecule: messenger RNA, 1203 nt
Organism: Paramecium tetraurelia
Lineage: Eukaryota; Ciliophora; Oligohymenophorea; Peniculida; Parameciidae
Exons: 3
Biological process (GO): small GTPase-mediated signal transduction
Cellular component (GO): cytoplasm
Molecular function (GO): GTPase activator activity
Source: RefSeq, a predicted model, not a curated record
AUGUGUGCUUUUUAUUUAAUGGUAGUAUGUAGAACAGCUUUGAUAACAAUAAGAUCAUGUAUUACACAAUAAACUGUAUAGACAAUAAAAUAGAUCAGAAGUAUUAAAUCACAAUAUUUUAUUAGUACAUAUACUAUUGUAUAUAUAAUGUCAUAGCAUGAUGGACUAUCAUAGUUGAUCAGAUUUCGAAAGUUAAUGAGGUAGCUCCCAAGCAAAUAUUACAUUUAAUUAAAGUGCUUUUAUAUAUAUCAACCAAGCUUUAAAAUAAAAGCAAACCUAUUGAUCUAACGAUAGAGAUCAAGGAGAGAGAAAAUUUUGUAUAAGAAAACUAAAUAUAUAUACGAAGUAAAGGAACUAUUAUAGAUACCAAAUUUUUAAGGCAGUUGGAUGAAUACAUUCCCAAAAUAAAUUUAGAGCUUCGAACAAAUCGAACCAGUUCAAUUAAUAAAAUAAUCAUCAUCUUCCUUUGGUUCAUCUUUGAAUAGCUAAAAGUUAAAUCAAUUCCAAAUCCCUGUAGUAAUUGAUCAUUUGUUGUCCUACUUUGUAGUCAAUUAAGAUAGAUUUUUGAUACCAGAUAUUUUUAGAAAAUAAGGUUUAAUAACUGAAGAAGACUAACUAUAACAACAGUUAAUUAAUGAGAACUAUGAAUGUUUGAAGAUUGUAGAAGAUGUGCGGAUAAUCUGUAGUCUCAUAAAGAGGUUUUUUCUAGAGUUACCUGAUCCGUUGAUUCCUGAACACAUUUACAAAUGGAUCUGUGAGCAUAUCGAAUAAACAACUCCCCAAACAGAGAUUGAUUUAUUAAAAGAAGUAUUUGAUUAAUUACCCAAUUUAAAUAAAUAGUUGCUGAUCGUAAUGGUCAACUUUUUAAUUUGUGUAGGGAAUUAUUCUGAGUUCAAUCGAAUGAAUAUGAAUAAUUUGGCAAUUUUAUUUGCUCCUUGUUUCAUGAGAGUUUAGGUAAAUUAGACAUAAUCAAUUGAAUAAAUUAAACUUUAGCUGAAAUUUCUGAAAAUCCUAUUUGAUAAUUAUGACAAGAUAUUUCCAAAUGUUUCAUUCAAAUUAUAUUUGCAAUACUGCCAAACUUAAAUUUUCUCAUCCAUCAGUAGCAAUGGUUCUAUAGGGGGAGAAACAAGUGGAAACAAAAAUCAAAGGCUGUCUUCAUCAGAAGAAGAUAUCCUUCCAGAAUUCUAACAAAAGUAGAAAUGA